UGCAGUGCUGAGCUCUGCCGGGUGUGUGAGUGUGAGUGUGAGUGUGAGUGAGAGAGCGUGCGUGCGCGCGCGCUGUUCUCCGGGUUCUCUGUGCUGCUCUCAGUCCGCUCUGCACACUCAGACUUCCGCCUCGGACUGAAGAGCCCUGGGCAGCGCUCUGAUCGAUAAUCUGAGUAUCGGCGCUGUGGGCGGUGAUCGGUUCUGAGGUGAUCGGUACAGACGGAUCAUGUCCACGGAUACUUCACCUGCGUACUCCCCCUUCUUCGGGGCGAUGGGCGCCUCUGCAGCCAUGGUGUUCAGCGCUCUGGGCGCGGCGUACGGCACGGCGAAGAGCGGCACAGGCAUCGCCGCCAUGUCUGUAAUGCGUCCCGAGCUGAUCAUGAAGUCCAUCAUCCCGGUGGUCAUGGCUGGUAUUAUCGCCAUCUAUGGGCUGGUGGUGGCAGUGCUGAUCGCCAACAGCAUCUCACCCACAGUCACUCUGUACAAGAGUUUCCUCCAACUCGGAGCCGGACUCAGCGUGGGUCUGAGCGGAUUAGCGGCUGGUUUCGCGAUCGGGAUUGUGGGCGACGCGGGGGUCCGUGGGACCGCCCAGCAGCCGCGACUCUUCGUCGGGAUGAUCCUCAUCCUGAUCUUCGCCGAGGUUCUGGGGCUUUACGGCCUCAUCGUGGCCCUUAUCCUCUCCACCAAAUAAACUACAGCUCCCAGCAUGCACUGCAGAAUCGGGAAGUGUGGGUGGGGGAGGUGGGGGAGGUGGGGGAGGUGGGUGAGGUUGGGGAACAACAACGGAGAUAAAAUAAGAAAAGAGUGAAGAGAAUCGGGAUAGAAAUCAUCACUGUCAUAAGAAAACCUCGUAUCUCCAAACCGGUAACUUUAAAGGGAAAAAAAAAACAACGGUUUACUUUUUAAACUUCGUAAAGGUUUCCUAAUCAUUGUGUUAACACAUCGUUAGAGGACGGCUGCUGCCUACGAACGAUGUCAGAUGUUUUCUUAGUAGAACAAACCAACUGUCUCAGUGCUGAAUCUGUCAUCGGGAAGUAGUGAGUUCGCUUCCCUGUGAUGCCACAGCCAUCCGUAAUGCUGCGCUCCCGUGUUUGCGGUAGGCGGCGACAGCAAACAAGAUAUUCGGUUGCUUUCAAUGAAGCCGCAACGGAAAAUUAUACCAUCGCCAGCACCUUCACUCAGGAAUUACAUUUUCCCAACUGCUGCCGUCGACCGCAGCGGUGGAAUAAAACGGAUGUUGAUUUGUUUGGGAGCCAUGGACGCCGAACGUCUUAUUGAAUUCCAGACAAACUCAGUAUUAUACAACAAAAAUAAGGGAACAGAGCGCCACCUGCCUUCUCCACCUUAAAUAAACCACUCUGGUACACGGGUACAGCUCUCCUCUGAUAAUCAGCCAUGGUCAUCGAUAACUUGGUCACCAUGGCAACGUCUAUAUGAGUACUAUGAGGUGCAAAAUGACGUGAUUUUAACGCAAAUGUGAACACAGCAUAAACAGGAGUCCGAGAUCAUAGCUGUCCAGCUGUCCAUAGCUCUCUGGCUCGGUAGGGUGGUCCCCCAACCACCCCCCCCCCAUCACUCAGCAGUUUGGGAUGAUGUGGUAGAACUUCACAUGUCUCAGAGGAAGAGGAACAUGCUGGACCUCAUCCUGCCAGCUUGGUAGCAUCAUAUAAAGUAGAAACGGGUGGAACUGGACACGAAUUAAUUGUGGAGGAGAAAAAUUGGGUUAAACAUGGAUGGAAAAUCAUCCCCGUCAUACGAAAAUAUCACAUCUAGUAAAGAAAAAAAGGAUUUAUUACAUAAGAAAUGUUCUAUUUUUAUGAAACGUCACCAUAAAUUGCGAAAAUAAAAAGUUUCUUUUGGUUUGUUUGUUAUGAAACGUUAACAAAGGCAGUUAAAUUCCUGGCGCUGCCCCAGCCAUCCGUAAGUUGGAGUCCAGUAGGUCAUAGCUUUCUCUCCCCUCAGCACAGUGCUAGUCAGUGUGGCUGACUGUAAGUUGGCGUGACAGAAUUAACCUCCCAUAAAAAUAAAACUAUACAUUUCUAUUUUUUCUAUGUUAUUAAGUGAAAACACAUCGUUGAAAAAGGGGCAGCUGUUUUCACACAUUGGGGGGGGGAAAACGGAUAAAAAAAACUGAAUAAACGUGUUUACGAAGUUUUCUAGCGACAGUGAUGAUGAAUAUAAGAGAACGAGCUUGUGUGUCAGUUUCAUCUCCGACUUCCUGAAAGAAAAAAAACUAAGCGCAGUGUAUUGAGCCUGUCUGCCCUCGUCUUUCUCUCUGCUCCAUCACUCCAUCGGUUUGCCCAUCGCUUCUCUCUCUCGCUCUCUUUUCUCUCUCUCUCUCUCUGCCUCUCUUCUCUCUCUGCCUCUCUCUCUCGCUCUCUCUCUCUCCUUCAUCUCUCUCCCUCUCUUUUCUCUCUGUCUGUCUCUCUCUCUCUCCCUCUCUCUCUCUCUCUGUGCCUGGCUGAUGUCUCUCGCCCCGUCAUGCUGAUUUUGGGAAUUGUUUUGUAAUGAACUUUCACACUGAGGUGUUUAUAAAUGGAAGUAUCUGUAUCUCCGAGAUCGUGAAUGGAAUAACUUUUGUUAAUUGUUUUUUUUGUUUGUUUAUUGUUUUGUUGUUGUUUAUUGUUUUUGUUUUCCAUUGAUUUUAUUUAUAAUAUAAUUUGAAAUUGUUGAUGAAAUGCAUACGUGGAGCUUUUUCGAAUCCCCUCUGAUAAAUAAUAUAUAAGUAUAUAAAUCUACAGAUAAAGUACUGAGGUCUGUUGAGGUUAAUGUGUCCAGUCUGCUGGGGGGUGUUAACGGCAUGGCGCCCCCUGCUGGUACCUGUGUGUAAACCGCUCGUUGGAAACGGCCUGGCUUGGUGUGUGUGUGUGUGUGUAUCUGUGUGUUCAUGUACGUGAUGUUUGAUUGCAUUAAAGCCGUGUGCGCCUCUCCCGGCUCACGUGCCUCAAAUUUCCA
This is a messenger RNA of Pygocentrus nattereri (red-bellied piranha), 2955 nucleotides long. It is a transcript of the gene atp6v0cb, whose product is annotated as ATPase H+ transporting V0 subunit cb. Gene Ontology annotation, biological process: proton transmembrane transport. Gene Ontology annotation, cellular component: proton-transporting V-type ATPase, V0 domain. Lineage: Eukaryota; Metazoa; Chordata; Actinopteri; Characiformes; Serrasalmidae. The record is from RefSeq and is a predicted model, not a curated record. Gene Ontology annotation, molecular function: proton-transporting ATPase activity, rotational mechanism. The transcript is spliced from 3 exons. The coding region runs from base 227 to 691 and encodes 154 amino acids.